CAACCUUUGCUUCGUGUCAUUAACCUCAGAUCUAUCAUCGAUGUUAGGAGGGUGUGUGUUUGAGGUUAAAGUGUUGACAGUAUAGAAGGUUGCAGACAGAAGAAUUUAAUACAUAAGCCAAAACUACCCUGAGCACUGAUGUCUAGUGUAUUCGAUAUUAAUGCUGCAAGUGACAGACUUGUACCUGCCAGUACAAUGGAAACAAAAUUUGUUUUCACAUAUCCUUCCUGGACGAUUAAGUUCGAUUACAAGCUUGAAGUGCCAAUUUAUGUCCCAUUUUCGGGGACUGCUGAAGAACUCGGCGAACGAUUAAUGGCAUUCUUCAACUUGCCAAGUAAUGCUGAGGAAGAUCUGACUGCAGCCCUCAAAAUGUUUCUGGAAGAGAAAACACAGAUGUUUUUUGAUAAAAUGGGAGAUAAAGUGGUUACAGUGGCGAAAGAAGGUGACACAGAUGUUGAAGAUGUAAUUAAGACAUGGGAGAAAUCUUUCAAAACAGAGACUGUGGAAUAUUCAGAGCCUGAAGGAGCAACAGAUGAAGAACUGUUUUCUGCUGUCUAUCACAAAUUAGUUCAUUCUCCAGCAUUGGAGCCGAUUUUGCAAGUAGAACAUUCCUAUGCACUUGCUGUUCAUGAACUUACUCUUCAGAGGGAAGAACAAGUUGAAGGUCUAACAACAAUGCAAACUGAAGAAAUGGCUCAGGCUAUAGAAGGAGUUCCUUUUCCAAAUACAGAACAUCAAAUAAAUGAAAUGGCAGCUUCACAUUUUGAAGAGCAGAACCUGUUGCAAGGCAAAUGGAAUAGUGAAAUCGACACACUUAAGGAAGAUCAAAGGAAAGAAUAUCGGGACUGGCUUAUGAAGAUGUUGGAGGACAAUCAAACAAAUGUGAAUGCUCCAAGCAUUGUAAAUACUCCACGCACAUUCAACAAAGGUGCUCACGAAGAUAAGCUGCCUAUGCCAAGACUAGAGGAAAGUUUCACCAUACACUUAGGCUCGCAGAUGAAACAGAUGCACAAUAUAAGAAUUUUAUCCGCUGAUGUGCUGGAUUUUUGUCGGGUGAAGCUUCAGAGUUCAGGAAAUCUUGAUCCUCAGCCACAGCGCUUGCAGACUGCUCUAGCCCUUUAUUCCAGUGACUUAUGUGGAUUAGUUGUACUGACAGAUAGCCAUAUUGGAGCGUUCACAGGAUUAACUAAAGAGCUCACUGGGGUCUGCCAGCAGUCAACAGAUUUCCAUUUUCCAUCAGUGGAUGAGCAGCUAGAGAAAAUAAAGGAAGAAGUUAAAGAAGUUGUAUCGUGGCGUAAUGCGCAUUGGAGUCAUGAUCACUUAGGGACACUAACAUCUACAGAACAGAUGUCUCGAAGGUUGGGGACAAAGAAUCUACAAACUGGUGAUGUGUACUUGACAAGACAUUCAAAUUUAGCUGAAGUCCAUGUUGUUUUCCAUAUGGUGGUAGACGAUUCCUUGAGAUCAAGUGACAUUAAUUCAAGACACCCUGUGAUUCUGGGGCUCCGGAAUAUAUUGAAAACAGCAUGUUCUAAUGAUAUAACUACACUUACUAUUCCAGUUCUUCUCAUGCAUGAGAUGACAGAGGAAAUGACAGUCGCAUGGUGUACAAAAAGAGCAGAGCUAGUUUUCAAAUGUGUGAAGGGGUUUAUGAUAGAAAUGGCAUCCUGGGGAGGCUCGGAACUGAAAAAUUUACAGUUUCUAGUACCAAAGGGUAUUUCAGAAGAAGUAUUCGGAACUCUGGCAACUAUGUUACCAAGCAUAUUUAGGGUUUCGAAUCCUCUGGUCUUCAAAGUAUCUUCAACACCCCACACACCGAAGAGCUCAUGACAAGUAGCAAAUGGAGAGAACUACACCAAUGACAGAAUAUUUAUACAAAGCAAAACUUGUUUCAGGUGGUGCCAUAAAGUCACUGCUUCACUGUCUGCGCACAUAGCAUUACUGUUCAUUUUGAAUGUGGUGGUAUGUGGAGAAAUGUUGAUAAUGUGGAAAUCAUGUAUUUACUAAAUUCAAAGGAAAAAUAUUUAUGUAAUGGUAUUUCAGAUUUUGUGCCUUGUACUUGUACAUACAGCAUCAUUGAAAGAUACUAAAGGCGAACACCAAAUAUUUGAAUAGUGAUCGUUAAAUAUGUUGUGCUCUUAAAAGUGGAUAUUACACUUAAUUAAAAACAAAAAAUAAUAGGAAUCUGAGAUCUGCUUUACACUUAAAAAGCCUUACUUAGAGAUUCUUUUGUAUUAAUCUCUCUCUCUCUCUCUCUCUCUCUCUCUCUCUCUCUCUCUCUCUCUCUCUCUCUCUCUCUCUUCCCCCCCCCCCCCUCUCCACUGAUAGUAUUCACUAUCUUCUCUUAAUGAUUUUCGAGUAACAGUCAUACACUUCAUAACUAUAGGUAUAUGUGCACCAUUUUCAGGUUGUUCCUGUUUUUAAUAAUCACAGUUUUAAGAGUUCAUUGUUUUCAUGUGUAAUUAAUCAUCUGCAAUGUUACAGCAUUUAAUUAUGUUAAUAAUAUAAUGAAAUAAUUGGAAAUUUAUAUAUGUUUGUUUUUCUGUAGUGGUUGACGAGGAAUUUUGUAUCUUACAGUAGCAAUUAGCAGCUAUUUGCUUACUGGAGGCUUUACAGCAGCGUUUCAAAAACUGAAGUUAAAGAUUCCAUAUAUGAAAAUAAAAACUGCUUAGCUUCCAAGAGGAAGAAGUUGCUGCAAUAUUAUCUUAAAUAAUAUGUCACUGUUAUGAAAUUUCCUAACAGUUUAAAGCUAUAUGCUAGACUGGGACUCACUCAUGAGACUUGGCUUUAGUGAGCAUUGCUUUCCCGUAAGGAAGCUUUAAACAAUGUAUGCUCCACUGUAGCUUGGAAAAACUCUUUUUGAGUUGACCACUUGGCUAUGACUGUCAUUCUCCUUUUCAGCCUGUACUCCAGAUGGGGUCAUUCAGAAAGGUAUGCCAGACACCUACUUUGAGAAUUUAGGAAGUAGGAAAGGAGUACUGGCAGAUGAGAGCUCUCAGCUCGGCCCUGAGUCAUAACUCAGUCACAAAAAACAUUGCAUGAGAAUAAGACAGAAGUCUAAGUUUGAGACCUGGUCCAAUAUUGCACAUGUUUCUCAUGUGUAUGUUACAGUGGUAGGACUAUUGUCCCCAAGACCAUUAGCGGUAACUAGGAUCCAGUGAAUAGUACAGUUUCUGACAGGCGAAGAAAAUGCUAUCACAUGUCCACAGGAAUGUUUUGUUCAGGAUGUGAUGAGUAGCAAUAUGUCCUCAUAUAGAUAUUUAUACUCAAUCAUGUGUUUUUCAUUCCUUUAUGAAAAGAGCAAUUUAUGUAUUCUUUUGUAAUUUGUUAGCCUCAUUGUUGAGGAAGCAGUUAUUCUUUACAUAAUUUAUGGCAAUUGUUUUUAUUAUAUAUUGUGAUAUAUAUAUAUUUUUUAUUAUUCAUGUAUUUUAUAACAUGGGAAUUACAUUCCAGGCUGAUUCUACUUAAUAAAAAGUACAAAUCAGCUGUGUUAGUGCGUCAAGUCUUUGGAUUCAUAUCUCAGAAGAUAGUAUUGCAUAAGAGAUUAUUCAGUCGAUGAUGUAUCUUACAAACCUGAAUAAAAUGUGCAAUCUGUAAUCCAGGUGUGUUACUUGUUUACUAGAAAAAUUGUUCUGCACUUGUUGAAUAUUUUAUACUAAUGUCUUCUUUAAUUAUAUUUUAAGUUGCUAUCAUUCAUUUCACACAUGGUAACUGCAACACAAAACUCUUUCUCACUAGACCUUUUAGAUAUGGAGCAAUAUGAUGCUAUGACGUAACACUGCUUGUUUUAAAUAUUAAAUCUGUUGCUUUUACUGCUUUGGCCCAACAUUUAUUAUGAAGAUUAUGCAGGGUGUAAAAAUAACCAUAUAUACAAAAUUUUAGUGUUUAUGGGACAUUAAAAAAAUGCUUUCUUGUGAUAAACAUUCAUGCCUAUGAGAAAAGAUCUAUGCAUGAAGCAUACUACUACUACUACUACUACUACUACCACCACCACCACCACCACCACCACCACCACCACCACUAUCACUGUCAUACCAUAGCGAAAGAUCUGUCAGAGAACCUGAGAAAAUUCUGUCCUAUGUCAAGUCACUGAGUGGGUCUAAGGCUUCCAUCCAGUCAUUUGUUAACCAGUCUGCUGUGGAUGUUAAAAAUAGCAAAAUGAAAGCCAAAGUUUCAAAUUUCACAUUCAAGAAUCGUUCAAGUAGGAGAAUAGUACAAACAUAACAUCAUUUGACCAGCAAACAGAAUCCUGUAUGGAUGACAUGGUAAUAAGCAUCCCUGGCUUAGAAAAACAACUGAAGGAGUUGAAAACAAAUGUAACCAGAUCUGGAUGAAAUCCUAAUUCAGUUUUUCAAAGAGUACUCUAUGGCACUGGUCCCUUACUAAGCUUGCAUUUAUCAUGAAUCUCUCUCGCCUAGUGCAGAGUUCCAUGCGAGUGGAAAAAAGUGCAGGUUACUCCUGUGUAUAAGAAGGGCAAAAGAAUGGACCUCUAAAAUUACAGACCAAUAUCCCAAACAUCGGUUUGCUGCAGAAUCCUCAAUUCACAUAUAAUAAAUUUUUUUGUGGCCAAGAAGCUUAUGUCCACGAAUCAGUGUGGUUUUAGAAAGCAUCGCUUGUGCUAAACUCGGAUUGCCCUUUUCUAACAUGAUAUACUGCAAACAAUGGAUGAAGUUCAACAGGCGGUUUCCAUACUUCUAGAUUUCCGGACAUUGUUUGACACGGUGCCCCAUUGCAGGCUGUUAAAGAAGCUACGAGCUGGAAUAGGUUCAUAGACAUGUGAGUGGCUCGGAAACGUCUUAAGUAAUAGAACCCAGUAUGUUGUUCUCAAUAGCAAGUGUUCAUCAGAUCCAAGGGUAUCAUCAGGAGUGCCCCGGGGAAUUG
Schistocerca americana (American grasshopper) is the source of this 4881-nucleotide messenger RNA. RefSeq names its product protein C12orf4 homolog. Bases 139 to 1830 code for a protein of 563 amino acids. Lineage: Eukaryota; Metazoa; Arthropoda; Insecta; Orthoptera; Acrididae. The transcript is spliced from 11 exons. The record is from RefSeq and is a predicted model, not a curated record. Gene Ontology annotation, cellular component: cytoplasm.